ACCGUCUGACCGAGGUGGGAAGAAACGGCGGGACUCGUGACAGACCGCAGGUCCGCAACCCCAAUUGUUCUCUCUCUCUCUCUCUCUCGUGGUUCUGUGUCUGCGCGAGGGGGAGAGAGGGAUCACGUAUGGCGGUGAGGGUGACGACGACGAGGUUCCCGGCGGACCAGGAGGCGCAGGAGGCGGCAGGGGUCCCGUGGGGGAUUACGGUGACACCUUUCUCCCCCACUGACGAGCUGGGAAACGCCCCGCUGUACGGUGCGGGCGGCCACCUUCUCCCCCGUUGUGACAAUUGCUGGGCCUACUUCAACACCCUCUGCGAGCUCGAGCAAUGGGCGUGGUCCUGUGCCCUCUGCGGCUCCCUUAACGCCCUUUCUGCCGAAGCCAUCACCCGCUACUCUCAGCCGGCCUCCUCCCCGGAGAUGUCCUCCUCAUUCAUCGACCUUGAAAUGCCCGCCGACGAUCAAUGGGGGGAGCCAGAGUUUCGGGGCCGGCCGGUUUACGUUGCUGCUAUCGACUUGUCGUCUUCAGAAGAAUUCCUGGAGCUUGUGAAGAGUUCAUUAUUAGCAGCUCUUGAAGCUCUAGUGCCUGGAUCGUUGUUCGGCCUUGUCACAUUCAGCCAUAAAGUAGGUUUAUAUGAUGUUCAAGGACCUAUACCAGUUGUGAAGAAUAUCUUCAUUCCUCCAGAUGCUGAUGGAGACCUACUCGUCCUGCUUGAAGAUGCAAUGCCAUUGUUGUCCUUCCUAGCUCCUGUAUGUCAAUACCACUUCUGUGGCUAUUACUUUAUAAUGGUGUGUCAGGUGGAAACUUGUAAAGAUCGUAUUGCUGCGGCCCUUGAAACAUUGAAGCCCACAACUUCCUGGGAGCGCACUACAGCUGCAGGACAAGGACUGGAUGGCGUAUUGCUGGGUGGACGGGGUUUUGGAGUAGCAAUGGAAUCUCUCUUUAAUUAUCUUGGAUCUGAAUAUGGCAACACAUUUGCCUUGGCUAGAGUAUUUGCGUUUUUGUCGGGCCCCCCUGAUUAUGGACCAGGACAGUUAGAUACAAGGCGAUAUGGUGAACAAUAUGCUAGUAAAGGAGAGGAUGCUGACCGUGCAUUGCUUCCAGAGCAGACUCCAUAUUAUAAAGAUCUGGCUGCUGUGGCUGUGCAAGCAGGUGUCUGUGUGGACAUAUUUGCUGUUACAAAUGAAUAUUCAGACUUAGCAUCCCUAAAGUUCCUUAGCAUUGAAAGUGGAGGCUCUUUGUUUUUGUACUCGAAUACUGAUGAUUCAACAUUACCUCAAGAUAUGUAUCGGAUGCUGAGUCGUCCAUAUGCCUUUGGUUGUAUAUUGCGCAUUAGGACGUCUUCUGACUUCAAACCUGGUAAUUCGUAUGGCCAUUUCUUUCCAGAUCCACAGUAUGAAAAUGUUCAGCACAUCAUCUGCUGUGAUACCUAUGCCACAUAUGCAUAUGACCUUGAGUUUGCUACUACAACAGGAUUUCCCAGACAUUCUGAUCCACCAGUGAUACAAAUAGCUUUUCAGUAUACAGUUGUGGUGCCACAUGAAGAAACUCCAAGUUCAGGAUCAUCCUCUUCUUUCAAGAACAGCCAUUCUCUUAGGCGACGGCUAAGAAUAAGGACACUGCAGUAUAAUGUGGCACAACAUAUAAAUGAACUUUAUGAUGGUGUGGACUCUGAAGUCGUCCUUUCCAUUCUUGUGCACAAGGUUAUUCAAGUUUCUUUGGAGCAAGGCGUGAGGGAAGGCCGGAUACUUCUUCGUGAUUGGCUGGUUAUUCUCUUGGCUCAGUAUAAUGAUGCCUUCAAGCUUGAGUAUUCUGAAAAUACAAAUUCAACAUCUCGUGUAGAUGUGGCCUUUUCACAAUGUCAAGAAUUGCAGCCAUUACCUCGUCUUAUAUUUGCAUUACUUCGAAAUCCACUUCUUCGAUUUCAUGAAGAAGGUGUACAUCCUGAUUACAGGAUAUAUCUUCAGUGUCUGUUCAGUGCACUGGAUCCAAGUUCACUCAAUCGUGCAGUGUAUCCUGUGUUAACAUCAUAUGCUACUCCAGAUAAACAAGCGUACCCACGGCAUUCCUUGAGUCGUGCUGCUCUAGUAACUAGCGGGUGUCCAAUAUUCUUCUUAGACGCUUUUACCACCCUCAUUGUUUAUUAUUCUUCGACAGCUGAUCCAGCACUACCAUUUCCUCCUCCACAGGACUGUCUUCUGCGAGCCACAAUUAACAAACUGAAGCAAGAAAGAAGUGUCACUCCCAAGCUGAUCUUAAUCCGUGGAGGUCAGGAUGAUGUUUCUCCAUUUGAGCAUUUUCUUAUCGAGGAGCAAGAUGUUGAUGGGAGUGGACUCACAAGUGGAAUGGGUUUUGUUUCCUUCCUUGAGGAGAUCACUCGACAUGUUCUGGACUUGAUGAAAUAAUUGCAGCAAACCUCUUUUACAUUGAAAAAAUAUAUGUCAUUUUUAGUCUUCUGCAGCUGUUGCUACUAGAGAAGCAGUUUUGACUGUUUCCAGUGUAUAACCGAUGGACCUUAUGCUGGCUUCGCUUAUCCUUUCAUCAUAUAUUCCAUACAAUUGAAGCAAUGGUUGGUCUGGAGAAGAUCAAUAUUGCACUGCAUCUGCCCGUGCGUGAACAUGAAUUAUGGCGUUGAAGGUUGUCUGCUUCUAUGUCUAUCCGUGAUGCAUUUAGUGGAUUGACAAUGUGCUCGUUUUAUUUCUAGUUUCCCUUUGUUUAGGAGUUCAUCUUCAAUAGGGGACUCGGUUCGGCUGACAAUAUAGCAGUUCAGCAGGUGUGUGUUACUGCAGGCAAAUAUGCUGUAUUUGUUUCAGAUGCUUAAUAAAAACCACAGCAGAUUGUGUUUAGAUUUUUGAGGAUCGAGUUUUUUGUAAAGAUUGCUGUGAUGUUACUAUUUUCAUGUGUCACCUUUGUUUUUCUUAUUGUAAUUUUGGGGUUCAAGGGAGCCUUUGUACACUUGUGAGUGUUAACGGAUGUUAAGGAACAGGGGAAUUCAUUUUCUUCUUCAA
Nymphaea colorata (pocket water lily) is the source of this 3011-nucleotide messenger RNA. RefSeq lists its product as uncharacterized. Gene Ontology annotation, biological process: COPII-coated vesicle cargo loading; intracellular protein transport; endoplasmic reticulum to Golgi vesicle-mediated transport. The coding region runs from base 129 to 2408 and encodes 759 amino acids. The record is from RefSeq and is a predicted model, not a curated record. Gene Ontology annotation, cellular component: endoplasmic reticulum exit site; COPII vesicle coat. The transcript is spliced from 15 exons. Lineage: Eukaryota; Viridiplantae; Streptophyta; Magnoliopsida; Nymphaeales; Nymphaeaceae. Gene Ontology annotation, molecular function: zinc ion binding; SNARE binding.